GUUCCGACAGCAAAUUUAACGACGACGACGAUGAAAACGAGUAUCGUACGUACACAAAUACACGACGAAAUGAAAUGAGAAUGAAUAUGUUAAAUUGUCGAACGGUACACAGUCAGUCGACUAGUAAGCAUCAUCAAAUACAGGUAGCUAUACAUUGUUGUUCAUUGAAACGUCAUUGCAAAACAUGUCGGAACGAUGAGUUUAUACACACUCAAACAAAAAUGAAAGAAACGAAAGACAAAGCAUUGGAAGUUCGAAAAAUUCGAAAUUAUGUUGGUUCGAAAUGUCAAACAUUUCAACCACACGUGCGCUACUGUCACAACCAUCGUACGUAAACAUAACCAACAAAAAUCACACACUUCAACUCCGACACACAGUGCGUGUUAUUGAAAAUAGACGACGAAUUUAGGUUUUUUAUUUGGUGCAUUGUGGAUAUUAACAGUGAAUAAAUGCUAUGGUUUGCUUUGUGAACGAUAGUUUUUCAAAGGACGUGGCCAAAAUGACGACCAAUAAACCAGCCGACGACACUAUUGACGAUUUAACCAUUGAUGAAAAUGCAUUCUUGCAUUUGAAACUACAGAGAAUCGCUGGCGGCAGCGUGAUUGAAUAUCAACCAACAUUUUCGCCGCAUGGAGAGUCAUUGUUUGUCAUUUCGGAUGACCACAUUCUAGUAUAUAGCACACAAACUGGUGAAUAUGUUCGUGAAUUGGAAGGAAUCCCAAGCAAAAAAAUUAUCGCAAUUCAAUGUGAUCCGAACAAUCCAAAAUUGCUCUAUGGUUGCACUGAGUCCGGCAACAUAAUUUCGUGGAAAUGGAAAUCGGGAGUUAUCAAUGAGAAACACUUUCUUCAUCUACCGACUCAUGGUGCAAAAAGAGUCGAUACAUUUGCAUUAAUCAGUCUGAAGGAUGCGACUCAGACUUAUGGUUUGAUCACAUGGCGACAAGCUAAUAAAAUUAACGUACAAAUUGGCAUCUUUAACUUGUUGAAUGGCUUGCAAGAGGACAUAAAAUUGCCGCUCCUGUUGACUGCAUCAACUGUCCGAACGGCUGUGCCACCGUCACAAGAUUACUUCGUUGUGGUUCAAGACAACUUUUUGUAUUGUGUCAAUCAUUUGAAAGGUGAAGUUCAAAAGUGGAAGAAUGCCCAAGGCGAUCUUCUGACAUGCGUUGCUUGCCAUCCAAUACAGCAAGCGGUCGCGACUGGAGAUGUCAAGGGUAGAGUUUUAUUGUAUCGUCAAAUCUUCCGAAAAGGCGAACCGAUGACCACCCUCUAUCAUUGGCAUCAUACACCGGUCACGACAGUCACAUUCACUCUGUCCGGUUCGAAUUUUUACUCGGGCGGUUUGGAAAACACACUGUGCCAUUGGGACAUUCGAGGCAAUAAACCAAUCGGUUUCGUACCUCGUAUGCAAGGUACACCCGUGCACAUCGUCAUUGGAGCGGAAAAUCAAAAAAUUUCCGUCGCCACCGAUGAUAAUGGCAUUCAAAUUUUUAACGCACAAAAUAAUCCAACGGCUGUCAUUCAGAAUUUCACGUGGAUCCCGUUCGACAAAACGAACAUACCGAAAUUUCCGAUUGGCCUGAAAGUUAAUCCAAGAACCAAUUGCUUAGUGCUCAACGGACGAUUAGGCCAUUUACAAUUUUUCUCAACACACACUAGAACAUUGCUGUAUAAUCUUGACACAACGGCCCAAAAUCGAUUGAAUAUCGAAGCUGAAAAGGUGUUGUACAAUUUGUACGUGUCGCAAACGGCUUUGAAUCAAGAUUGGUUGGCAACGGCUGAAAUUCUCGAUGACCAUGUGCACACAAUCGAGUCUCGUUUGAAGUUUUGGAAAUUCGAUGAAGCGAAACAGGUCUAUGCAUUGAAUACACAAAUCGAAUUGCCCCACGAGAAUGGGCUUAGAACAUUGGAAUUUUCGACGCCACACUCGGUGGAGAAUUUGUUGUGUGCUUCGAGUGGUGAAUACGAUGUGAAAAUUUGGGCAUUGGAAGACUCACCAAAUGAGAAAAAAGGAAAAGUGUGGACUUGCAUCGCUCGUACCAGCUACAAGAGUUUGCCAAUCAAAUCGAUCGGUUUCUCAUCGGAUACAUCGUUGUUGGGUGUUGGAUUUGGUAAUACCUUGUGCAUUUACAAUCCAGAAACGUUGAAUUUGCGUUGUGCUUUGAGUGCUCCAUCGGGUUUGGAUGGAAGUGUAAGCAAGAUGACAAUCACAUUGCCCGGAAGUAACGAUAGAAAAGAUUUGGCCAUAAAACGGCAGCAAUUUAUUGAGAAGCGUAAAAAAUUGCUCGCAGCAAUUCGUUCGAUGUUAGAAACUGAUGACACCGUUUCGGUAGCGAAAAUUAGUGGUGGUAUUAAGUCAAAGACAGAAUCGAAGCCCAGCAAACAAAAACAGCCAAAACAAUUAAUAGAUGAACAAAAGAAGAUCAUUUUCGAACAGGUGCUUGCUUCGAACAGUAUCAAUCUGUUCCAGAAGAUCCAUAUUUUCGAUAAGUUCAAUUUGCACGGUCGAGUUCCGGCGAGGUCGAAAAAGGCGUACACCGAGUAUUGUGAGCAAGUAGAUAGAAAAAUUGAGUGCACAAACAUUCUGGGUCGAAUGUUGAAUCUAUCGCCAAAGCAAAAAUUCAAAUUUGCCUACAAGUACAAUCAGUCCAAUCUGCAAAAGCAACGGAAUCGCCAUACAUUGGAUGCCUUUAAACGUGUCGUUGGUUUUACAAAGACUGCAACUAUGAAAAAGAUUGGCAACGGUCGGACUGAUGAUGAAAUUUUAAAAGAAUGUUCAACAGACAACGAAAUCACAUCAAAUGUUCCACAAAAGCCUACGGUGAACAUAACGCAUGUUGCAUUUUGUACGGGUGAAUUUGCCCAUUUAGUCAUUGUAUGCACCGAGAGACGAUUGUUGAUCUGGAAUUUACUUACGCUUCGACUACAAUCCGCAUUCAAAAUUGAGGUUGAAAAACUAACCGUCGAUUUGUAUACGAGUUUAGUGGCAAUUGUCUCGAAGAAUCAUGAUUUGUACGUUUUUCUACCGAACACACCAAUUACCCUAUAUCAACACAAGCAAUUACCGAAAAUUGAUGGUUUAGCAUGGAUUCCACGGCAAUAUCCACGUAGUCAUUCACUUACAAUUGACUGGCAGGCUCACACCGAACUCUAUUUCUUAAGUAGCGAGAAACAGGAAUUGCUGCGACUUGUUUCAACCAACGAUGAAGACUCGUACAAUUCGAACGCUUUUUACUUAAGCGAUAAUGCGCAGACCGUACCCAACACACCGUUCGCUGCAAUGAUAGCCAAACAACAAACCAAUUAUGCCAUCGUUGAAUCGAAUCAAGACAAACGCUCCACUGUCACUUACGGAAUUGGCGUCCCAGGCAAAGACAGCGUUAAAGAGUUGACAGCACUGCAGGCUCACACCAUGGCACCGAUGAAUUUAUUCUGUACACGAUUCCUGAAAUCAUUGCUGGUUAAAGAGGAUUCAGCUACGAAACCACAGCAACCGUCUAGUGACGAUGAUGACGACGAGGACGAGAAAAUGCAUUCAGACGAUGACUGAACCAUCAUUUGCAAAUGAAAAACCACCGCGGUGAAUGGAAAAAACAGCUGCGGAACAGAAAUGUUUUUUUAAUUGGAAAAUACCUCUUGCUUUUGAUUCGUUAAGGCAAAAGAGUUCUUUUUUUUACUUUUAAGCAAAAAGUAACGUAAAUUUAAGCAAAAUGAAGGAAUGUAAAUAUCAGUUACUUUUUUUAACUGUGUUAGAAGUAUUUUCUUUGUAAAUGAGAAAUUUUUUUCAAUGGAAAUAAAUGAAAAAAACCUUUUUCAAAUGAA
Molecule: messenger RNA, 3822 nt
Organism: Sitodiplosis mosellana (orange wheat blossom midge)
Lineage: Eukaryota; Metazoa; Arthropoda; Insecta; Diptera; Cecidomyiidae
Product: WD repeat-containing protein 75
Exons: 7
Coding region: 455-3550 (1031 amino acids)
Biological process (GO): positive regulation of rRNA processing; positive regulation of transcription by RNA polymerase I
Cellular component (GO): nucleolus
Molecular function (GO): RNA binding; protein binding
Source: RefSeq, a predicted model, not a curated record